Molecule: messenger RNA, 2640 nt
Organism: Akanthomyces muscarius
Lineage: Eukaryota; Fungi; Ascomycota; Sordariomycetes; Hypocreales; Cordycipitaceae
Exons: 1
Coding region: 1-2640 (879 amino acids)
Source: RefSeq, a predicted model, not a curated record
AUGAAAAAGUUUACCAAGAUCUUGCCCCGGCGCCUGCAGGGCCGUGGCGAGAAUGGCUCUGGCAAGCAAAAGGGCAUGGCCGGUCCGGGACUGGAGAGUGCGCGCGACCACCACCAGCUCAGCCUGCGCAAGGGUAUCCCGACGAAGAAGAGGACCAGGACCGGCGCCAGUCGCAUCGUUAUCGGCGUGCCACCUGAUGCGACAAAUGGUGCGCGCCAGAAGAAUGCAAAUGGCGCGGAUGUGAAUGCUGGAAAUGCGCAUGUCAACGGCAAGGAGAUCGGAGAUGCGCCUGGAGCGACGGACAAGGCGCCGGCCGUCGCUGCUCCUACCAAUAGAGAUGCGGCUGCCGACGACGUCCAGCUCAUAUGUGAGCCCUGUGCAGCGAUCGGAUUCCCGAAACUGUUUGAUUGGAAACCUGGCGAGGCGAGACCAUGGGUGCCGCUGGCUCACACCCUCACGGACGUGUCCAACUGUCCCUACUGUACCUUUUUCCAAGCCAUGAUCGGCCACAUCCCCGGCGCUGGCAUUGACGGACCAGCAACUCCAAUAACUUCUGAGCCCUUGAACGAAUCGGAAACGGAGGCGCGGCACUCGUCCGCGACUAGCACGUUUACGCCGUACUUUCGCAUCAGGCAUGCAUUUGAGCGACUCGGUAUCAGCCAGAAGCAUGAACUUGGCAGGUCGAUCGUGUAUGAAGUGACGACGAAGAACAAGUCACUACCGCGCGGCUAUAUUCUGCGUGUGGCAGAGGACGAAACUGGUGUCGAGGGAUAUCUGGAAUCUUCUCGGGAAGACGGAGCGAGCAGCGAGACAGGAACACAAUCCAGUCAGCCCUCAUCACAGCAGCUACCGUCCAGCUUAUUACGAGGCCGCACUGUGCCUGCGCUUCUCGACACAUCUUUGCCGCGCUGCUGGAUUAACUACUGCAGAGAGAACCACGCUGAUGAACGCUGUGCCACGAAACUAGCCGGCCUGCGCAAAGCACCUCUGAAGCUCGUGGACGCGGAGAGCCGCAAAGUCGUUGCGGCGGCAGAUCUGGAGACGCAAGCUUAUGAAUACGUUACGCUCAGCUACGCACUUGGAGAUUCGGAGUUGGAGCCUUUUGCCGAGUCCACAGAGUUACCAGCAACUCUACCAGCGCUAUUCGAAGACUCGCUUUCACUGACCCUGUCACUGGGGUACCGAUUUGUUUGGAUUGACCACUAUUGUCUCCCCCCGCGAGAAAAUAAGCUGGAAAGGCGGCAGCAGCUGGACUUGGUCGGAGAGGUGUUUGCACGCUCCGCGUUGACACUGAUCGUCGCAGCUGGUGACGGUGUGGCUGACGGCAUCCCUGGCGUGAGCGUCCCCCGCGACCAGGACCAGCUUUCGCUCCAAAAUGAGAGUGGCCUGUUCACCACUUCACUGUUGCGCCCUGACGUCGAAGUCGCUGCCUCGCGAUGGGCAAACAAUGCCUGGACGCUCCAGGAGGGCCUCCUGGCACGACGCCGCCUCGUCCUCACGCCCUCCCAGGCUUACUUUCAGUGCGGUGCUCUUCACUGCCAUGAGAGCAUCAGUAUCCCGCUGCGCCUUGCCCCGAGCUUUCCGUUGGGACGCAUCUUCCCCCUGGACGGUAUUGGCAGUGCCGACAUCCGAAAUCUGAUAGGAACGUACAUGACGCGUGAGAUUUCUAGGUCGCAAGAUCGGCUCGAUGCAUUCCGUGGACUGUCACGAGCGUAUGCGACGAGGGACAUAGCCCGUGUCGAUACCUUUAUGGGAUUGCCGCUUUUCGAUCCAGACUCAUUUACCAAUGUCAAGAUUGUCAGCCAGACAGACCGCCUGGCCAUUGCGAUGAGCUGGUUGUGGUCUGGUCGAAUCGUUUCGUCGAGUCGACAGGCAGACAGCGACCUAGAGCCAUGUUAUCUUGACAAGGCCGCCCACUUUCCGUCCUGGACUUGGCUGUCUUGGCGUCUCAGGGAAGAGCAGCCAGCUUCGCUGAGCGGGCAUUCAUUUUGCAUACCCCAGACAAGCGACCAACCCCUACCUGUCGCCGACGGCUUAUGCGCGCCUCCUCGCACUGAGAUUUCCGUGGGCUUUGCAGAUGGCCUGCUGGUCUCAUGGGAGAUUGACGGGGUGGCCAUUUCUCGCCGUGCAGAACCCAUUACCUUUCUACGAAUCAAGACUUUUUGCUUUGAUGUCAAGGUUACCAAAAAGGGAGAUGACUGGCAGGUUGGCGAGCCUGUAGAUGUAUUUGACCAGGCCACACGAGACACCAUCCUGCUGCUCGUGCGCUCCGCUCACACGCCCGCCGAAGCAAGUCCCAGCACGGCCGCGACCAUUGCAGAUGGUGACUACACAGUCACAGCCAUGCUUCUUACCGGCAGAAACUGGCGCCAAACUGAGACGAGCCCGGAAACGAAGCCAUCGAUAGCAGCCACCAUCCUAGCAGAGCACCUCGUGACGGCUCUCUUGUGCGCACCGAAAGAAUGGCAGCCGGAGCAGCGGCUCGUGCGUCUGGGCGUUGUCAGCUUUGGCUCGACGGAAUUCACAAUGAAGGAGUCCAAGGAUGAGGAAGAUGGUGAGGCCACCCUCGAGGGCGUCGCCUCUGUCUCUGGUGAGAAGAAGGGCCUCGAGACCAGGUUGCGAGAGCUUGACCUUUACUGA